GACUGCCGAGGCCCAAGGGUCCGCCGUGAAAUGGUGGAACGCCAUACCCGCGGAGGUCAUCCUUCUUACCAAGGAGAAAUGUGGCGGGCCACCGUAUUUCCGGAAAAUGAAAAUUCUGAUCAGAGUAUAUCAGAGGAUGAUGAUUUGGAUGGAGACUUGUCAGAAGAUCACGUCUCGUUGGGCAUUCCAGCUGAAGAAAAGGGUAAAGUACAAAUUCUUUCUCAACUUGAUAUGCUUAGAGAUGCUAAUGAAGUCAUGCAUGAACGACAUGAAACAAGUUUACUUCAAAAGAGGCAAGCAGAUAUCUGUGUGGAAGAUGAUGUUGAAUUUCCAUAUUUUGCCACCAAAAGCAAAUUCACCUACAAUCCACAGGGAUGCAACUCAGAUGAAGAAAUUGUCUCUGAUAAUGAGGUGGGAGGAAAUUGGUUACAAUUGAGUAAAUACUUCACUUCAGAGGCUGAUAAGUAUCAGAAAAUGGAACCUCCUUCUAGUUUUGGAGGAAACAGGGCAGAUGGAAUUUGCACUUGGCUUGCUGCAAAUACAGAAGCAGCAGAUGCUGAUUGUGGUUCCUUUCAGUUUCAUCCUGUAUCUGCCAGAUCAAAAAGGUCAUGUAAAGGUGGCCAAGACAAAGCCAAAGCCAAAGGCAAGUGCAAGUUUUCUUUUAGGACACAGUUGCAUAAGGACCACCUCUUUGAAGAUGAAGAUGGAACUACAACUACUGUGAAGUGCAAUAAAACAAAGUCCACCUCCGAACAGCUUGCUGACAAAAAGAGAAGCAUAUUAUCAGUUAGUGAUAAUAGAUACACAGACAUAGACAUAGAGGAUGAUCCCAAUUGUUUGGUCAGUGAUUCGGAGUCAUCAGAAGAAGACAAGGCACCACCACCACCACAUGAGCCUAAACAGAAAACCAUAGCUGAUCAAUUUCAUGAAGCUUUAGGUGCUGCUUCUACAAACGAAGAUGGGGGGCAUAUGUAUGCAGUUUCUAGACAUACUCAUACAGGGUUUGGUUUAUUUGGGAAGUUGCAGCAUGUAAUGCGUAUGGAGAAGGAAAGAGAUUUAUAUUUUUUGAGCAAAUUGCAAAAACAAGAUGAAGAGGGUUCUUUUGAGGUGAAGAUACUGUCCAGAUCUUGGGAAGGAAAGCUGACUGUCUGUUCAUGUUCAUGUUCAUCUUCAUGUUCACGUUCUUCCAUUGAAAAUGAGGAGCAAAGGAAGAAUUUGAGCAUCAUAUUUAGCUCAAGAAUAUGUGGCGAUGUGGAUCUUGAUGUUGGGAUGAUGGUUCGUAUUCACCCUCCAUGGAAACAAGUAAAUGUAAAGGGGAAGCAACACAACACCAUUUUAUCUACAUAUUACUCCCAGAUUUGAGCAACUAGUCUUGGGGUUUCUUUCUUCUUCUUGUUGUAUUAUUUCUAACCUUGUUAAGAUUAAAUGCAACACUUACCAUAUGUGAUGCCCAGAGCAUGGUGCUUACUUGGGGCAUACCAGUUGUGCAUACUGCAUACCUGAAACAUAUGUUGUACUUUCUGUAGCAUCAAAUUUGUUCAUAGUGCAUCCAAAUUCUUAAAUUUAGCCGAAUGCAAAAAGCUCCGUGGUUUGUAUGGUUUGACCAACUUAAAUGCUUAAAUUUAGCCUAAUG
Molecule: messenger RNA, 1633 nt
Organism: Lactuca virosa
Lineage: Eukaryota; Viridiplantae; Streptophyta; Magnoliopsida; Asterales; Asteraceae
Source: the annotation of a GenBank genome assembly